Messenger RNA from Funneliformis geosporum, 140 nucleotides. The record is from the annotation of a GenBank genome assembly. NCBI's taxonomy places the organism in Eukaryota, Fungi, Glomeromycota, Glomeromycetes, Glomerales, Glomeraceae.
AGCCUAUUUCUACCGAGUCUUAUAUUACACCUGGUAAAUUAACAUAUAAUACCCUAAUAAUGUUAAGGACUUUAGUAAUGCUAAUAUUAUAUCCAGGAGAUCGUGGAAGAGGUCGUGGUAAAGAAAAAUGGUGGAGAUAG